Messenger RNA from Apis florea (little honeybee), 1250 nucleotides. RefSeq names its product putative divalent cation/proton antiporter TMEM165. Gene Ontology annotation, molecular function: manganese ion transmembrane transporter activity; calcium ion transmembrane transporter activity. Gene Ontology annotation, biological process: calcium ion transmembrane transport; manganese ion transmembrane transport; Golgi calcium ion transport. Gene Ontology annotation, cellular component: Golgi apparatus. The record is from RefSeq and is a predicted model, not a curated record. NCBI's taxonomy places the organism in Eukaryota, Metazoa, Arthropoda, Insecta, Hymenoptera, Apidae.
AAUAUUUUCAAAAUUGUAAAUUAAAUCUUUUAAAAGUUUAAUGAGUUUAGAUAUUAAUUUACACGAAAUAAUUAAAUUUAUAGUAUUUUUAUAUUAAAUAUUUUUGUGUGUAGAUGAUUAAUUUUCAAAGCAUUAAAUGUUUAUUGUGAAUAUUAUCUAAAUUUUAUGAUAUAGAAUCUGCAUUGUGGAACAUUAAAAACAGUACAUGUAUCCACACUUCGGUGUGUGUAUUAGAUGCUUUGAUACGUCUUCAGUACAAAAUAACUAUAGUUAAAGCCCUCAGUAUUAUCAAUAUAAACUAAAAACAAUGAGCUUUAACCGAUUUUUAAUAAUAAAUGAAUAUUUUUUGUAUAUAUGUGCAAUAACUAUUUUUUUUAUCUAUAGUAUUAGGUGAAAGUGAACCAAUAUAUGAUGGUAGAUUUCAAAUGAUAAUGACAUCUGUGAAACCUGAAAAUGCAAUACCAUCACAAACCAAGGAUAACCUUGGUUUUCUACAUGCAUUUGUAGCAUCUUUAUCUGUCAUCGUUGUUUCUGAGUUGGGAGACAAAACUUUCUUUAUUGCUGCUAUUAUGGCAAUGAAACAUCCAAGAUUAACAGUUUUUAUAGGAGCAAUUAGUGCUUUAGCUUUAAUGACUCUUCUUUCAGUAAUUUUUGGAUAUGCUGCAACCAUAAUUCCUAGUGUUUAUACAUAUUAUAUUUCUACUGCACUUUUUGCUUUAUUUGGCUUAAAAAUGUUACGAGAUGGUUAUAAAAUGUCUGCAACUGAAGGACAAGAGGAAUUAGAAGAAGUACAAUCAGACUUAAGAAAACGAGAAGAUGAGUAUGAAAAAGAAACAGGAAGCACUUUAGUACAAGAUCCAGAAACUGGUGUUAUAAGGAAAGCAACAAAAAUUAGUGCACUGAUGCUCCUAUCUAGGAUAUUUCUUCAAGCAUUUACGUUAACAUUUCUUGCAGAAUGGGGUGAUCGUUCACAACUUACAACUAUUAUACUUGCAGCAAGAGAGGAUGUUUAUGGAGUUGUAAUAGGUGGAAUAUUGGGACACUCAUUUUGCACAGGAUUGGCAGUAUUAGGAGGACGAAUGAUAGCUCAAAAAAUUUCAGUGAGAACAGUGACCAUAAUUGGUGGAUUGGUAUUUCUACUAUUUGCUUUAACAGCACUUUUUAUUAGUCCUACAGAAGAUGUAUGAAAACAAUAUACAGUAUUUAUGUAGCUAUAUGUCAUGAAAUAUAUUUUGCUAUAAGAUAAUGUA